Molecule: messenger RNA, 214 nt
Organism: Saprolegnia parasitica CBS 223.65
Lineage: Eukaryota; Oomycota; Saprolegniomycetes; Saprolegniales; Saprolegniaceae
Exons: 1
Source: RefSeq, a predicted model, not a curated record
AUGGGCAACCCGCCGGAAGCCGAUGCGCGCGUCGAGGCCGCGGAAGAGUCGCCCCUCGACACGGAGUUCCAGCUCAUCUUGGUGCUCGAGCCCGACGGGUUCCGCCACCGCGUGCUCGCGGCCGCCACGUCGACGCUCAAGCAGCUCAAGGACCAAGUCACAUCCGACCUCAAGCUCACGCCCGGCGCGCUCAAGAUCCCCGAGCUCGACGAUG